This is a messenger RNA of Boeremia exigua, 2781 nucleotides long. RefSeq lists its product as uncharacterized. The record is from RefSeq and is a predicted model, not a curated record. Lineage: Eukaryota; Fungi; Ascomycota; Dothideomycetes; Pleosporales; Didymellaceae. The transcript is spliced from 3 exons. The coding region runs from base 1 to 2781 and encodes 926 amino acids.
AUGUUGGGCAGCGUCCUGCCUACGUCGCUCGCCUCGCACGCCCGCCCGUCGUCGUCGUCGGGCCCGCGCCGCAGCACUUAUUCCUCGGGCAGCGCCCCCAGCCUGCCCGCCCGCCGCAACUCGCUCACCACCGCGCCCGCCGCCCAGACGCUGCAGCUCAAGAGCAUCACGCUCUCCGGCGGCAUGGAGUCGCGCUUCCACCGCGCCGCGUCGCCGCGCCGCCAGUUCAACCCCGCCCGCGCCUCGACCGGCACCUUCGCCGACCCCUAUGCCUCGUCGUACGACUAUGCCGCCCCGCGUGCGAGCGCCGACCGCCUCGCCGGCGCCUCGCACCACCACUCGUCCUCGUACGGCAGCUACGCCCCCAGCGCCGCCUCGCGUACCGCCCCCAAGUACGACGCCGGCUACGGCCAGCAGACGCGCCCGCGCCGCAACACCGACGACCGCAUGGGCCGCCCGCACGUCGCCUCGCUGACCUCGCUGCCGCUGCGCACGCCCUACUCGCAGGACCACCGCCCGUCCAGCCCGCUGACCCCGCGCUCCGCCCACGCCCACACCGAUACGUACAUCACCCACGGCUCCGCGCGCCAGGAGUCGACCACGAGCCACAAGAAGAUCUACAGCGUCGACAGCAGCCACACCGCCAAGCUGGUCGCCGAGACCGACACGCUCGAGUCGCCGCGCCAUCGUGACAGUGGCUACGGCGCCGUCACCAGCGGCCGCAGCAACUACCACCCGUCCAGCAGCAAGCCCGCCCGCCACGCCGACUUGGGCGACAACGGCUACUCGUACACCGACCCCGCCGGCAUGUACCGCGACACCGAGCCUGCCUGGCGCCGGCCCCGUGCGGGCAGCAUCGAGCGUGGCUCGCGGCCCAGCAGCAUGAUCGUCGACCGCCCGCUGCGCGCCGCGACACGCGAGCUGGGUCCGCCGCCGUCGACACGUGGCUUUGAUAAGAUCAAUGGAUCGUACCCCCGCCCAGCCAGGGCCAGCUCAAUCGAGCGCCGCGAGCGCUACCAGGACGCCUACUCGUCCGACACCGCCCCGCACCGCUCGUCUGACUCUGCCCCGCACCGCUCGUCCUCGACUCGACACACCGCGGCCGUCCACCAGGAGCCAGCGCGUCGAGCAGACACGUACGACGAGUAUGGCCGUAGCAGGGAGUCUGACAGCAAGCGCCACACCACACACGACCGCACUUUUGAGGACCGCGAGGUGGCCGCUCGUGGGUUUGGCAUUGCUACAGGCAGCUCGGCACCUGUCCACGACCCAUAUGCACACGAUCGACAGCCUGCCUAUCCGCCAUACGAGCAACAGAGGGCACCGCCGGCCGAGCACGCACCCUCUGCCUACCACUCGGACCGCACCGGUGACAACCGUACGUCGGAGCCCCGCCGCCAGGAGAGGCCAGUACCGUCGUACGAGCCACCCCGCCCUGAACGCCCCCGUACUGAGCAGAAGCACGACAGCAGCCGCGACAGCCGCGAUACCCGCGACAGCCGCGCAAUUCCUGUUGCUGCCGGCGCCCUUGCAGGUAUGUCUGCCGCGGCUGGAAUUGCUGCAGCACACGGCAAGGCCAAGGAGAAGGAGAAGGAGCGUGAGACAUCAGAAGAGCGCGAGAGGCAGAAGCGGAGAGAAUAUGAUGAGCGCGAUAGGCGCGACGAUCGGUACGACGAGCGCGAGCGUCGGGAAGACAGGCGCAGCAGACAGCCCGAGGAGCGCCGUGAGCCUGAGCGCCGCGAGGCCCUGCCUGCUCCACCCCCGCCGUCCCAGCCACCGCUUGCUCCCCCUCCGGAACGACCAAUCUCUCGGGAUCGUCCGUACCCCAACGAGGAGAAUCCCCCUCCAAAGCCUCCCCGAAAGACGUCUCCUGAGGGAAGCGAGGUCGAGAGGCCCCGCCACUACGCUGACCGUGAGCCGGACCGCAGCCGCAAGGAGCCCUCACCUGCAGCCGUCGAUCCCGAUGAAGAGUAUCGCCGCCGUCUCGCACAGGCUGAGAAGGAGGCUGAGCAGAGCCGCCGUGCGGCUGCUGAUCGCCAGGACAGCGACUCUGACGGCGCACGCGACCGACGACGACGCCGCGACCGGGCAGACCGUGAACGUUCUAGGUCCAGGUCUCGCGGUAGAGACGACCGCCGCGACUCUCCGUCUCAAUCCCAGGCUCUUUCCCGCUACAACGACCGCGGCCUGGUUGAAGAGCCGGAGUCAGUCGACAAGCUGAACCCUGAUGCCCCCGGCAAGAGUGUGCAGAUCGUCGUGCCCCGCAAGGACCAGUCGCCGCCUCUCCGGGGUAUCCUCCGCAAGCCCACAGCGAAGUUCCCCGAAGACCCAGAGCCCAUUCGUGAAGGCGUCGCCCCACAUAAGGACGCCCAGAAGGGCAAAGAUAUUCCGAUUGGUGCGCGCUGGACUCGCAUCGACCGCAAGCUCGUCAAUCCUGAGGCACUGGAACGUGCGAAGGAGCGCUUUGAGGAGCGUAUGGACUGUGUCAUCGUGCUGAGAGUGUUGACCAAGGAGGAGAUCCAGAAGCUCGCGGACAAGACCAAGCAGAUCCGUGAAGAGCGAGGUACGGACGACGAGGAUGGGCGUGAGCGUGAGCGUGACCACGACCGCGACCGCGACCGCGACCGCGACUAUGACCGUGACUAUGACCGCGACUACGACCGCGACCACGACCGCGAUGGGCGUCGCCGUCGCCGCGAUGACGAGAGCGAACACGACGAUCUGCGCAGCGAGCGCGACCGCGAGCGCGACCGCCCCAAGAUGCUGGAGCCUGCCAGGUGA